Messenger RNA from Callithrix jacchus (white-tufted-ear marmoset), 2087 nucleotides. The record is from RefSeq and is a predicted model, not a curated record. Lineage: Eukaryota; Metazoa; Chordata; Mammalia; Primates; Cebidae.
AUGUCGGUCACGGAUGUGUGGAGUGUGGGUAUGUGGUUAUAUGACAUGUCUUUGCCAUUCUUAGAAAUGCCAGGUGUGGCGGAUCAGAUGGAACAGUCGUUUCUGGAGGAGAUGGCAUUGCAGCCCCAGGCAUCUGAGCUUCUCAACAAAUGCACAUAUGGAAAAAAUCUGUUGAAAAUGAAAAGCAAAGACCCAAGCUACCAGAAACUAGCAUCCAGAGUGCUAGGCAUUCAGAGAGACAGAGGAAUAUCAAAUGUAACGGGUUUAGGAUGUCUAGGAACUCACCAUAUAACUGGAGAAAGGAGACUAUGUAUCGCAAGAAUAUUAAGUGGUAACCUGUGUGCUGUGGGUGAUGAGGGGAUAAAUAUCGGGACCCAAAGAAUGGUCAUGGGAGUCACAAGUUCCAAGCAGAGGAGGGAGAAGGAAAGAGAAAUGAGGACAACUCCGAGAGUGGCAGCUCUGAACUCAAAGGAGGAGGAUUUUGAGACAUGGUCAACUGUGACUAAAGCGGAACAGGAUCAGCUCGAAGACGAGAUGGAGGUAUCAAAUUUGAUCAAACUUUUUCCUUCAAUUGACAGCAUCUCUGAGUUAAAUGAGGCCACCAUCAGCAAUUUCCGUUCCCAAAAUAGGGAACGACUUCAGCGUGAUGGGACUCCAUUCCCGCUGUCUGCAGCGGACCUGGCCGCCCUGCUUCCCGACCUCUCCAGCCGCCUCUUCAUCAACUCCGUCUUCCAUGUGGGCGCUGAGCGGCUCCAGCAGAUGCUUUUCUCGGAUUCGCCCUUCCUCCGGGGCUUUCUGCAGCAGUGCAAGUUCACAGAUGUGACCCUGAGCCCCUGGAGUGGGGACAGCAAGUGCCACCAGCGCCGGGUGCUGACGUACACCAUCCCCAUCAGCAACCCGCUGGGCCCCAAGAGCGCCUCUGUGGUGGAGACACAGACGCUGUUCCGGCGCGGCCAGGCUGGCGGGUGUGUGGUGGACUCCGAGGUGCUGACGCAGGGCAUCCCCUACCAGGACUACUUCUACACUGCCCACCGCUACUGCAUCCUGGGUCUGGCCCGGAACAAGGCGAGGCUCCGAGUGUCCUCUGAGAUCCGCUACCGAAAGCAGCCGUGGAGCCUGGUGAAGUCGCUCAUUGAGAAGAACUCGUGGCGUGGCAUUGAAGACUAUUUCCACCAUCUGGAGCGAGAGCUCGCCAAGGCUGAGAAGUUGUCACUGGAGGAAGGCGGGAAGGGCCGGGGCUUGCUAUCUGGGCUGCGGCGGCGGAAGGGGCCCCUGAGCUGGCGGGAUCACGGGGACGGGCCGCAGCACGCAGACCCCGACCCCUGCGCCCAGGCCGGCAUGCACACCUCGGGCUCCCUCAGCUCCGGCUUCUCCGAGCCGUCUGUAGACCAGGGCCCCGGAGCAGGCAUCCCUAGUGCCCUGGUUCUCAUCAGCAUUGUCCUUAUCAUCCUCAUUGCCCUCAACGUCCUGCUCUUCCACCACCUCUGGUCCCUGGAGAGGACGGCCCACACCUUUGAGUCCUGGCACAGCCUGGCCCUGGCCAAGGGCACGAUCCCCCAGACGGUCACAGAGUGGGCAGAGAUCCUGGCGCUCCAGAAGCAGUUCCACAGCGUGAAGGUGCACAAGUGGAGGCAGAUCCUAGUGGAGCUCCUGGACGAGAUGAAGUUCUCGCUGGAAAAGCUUCACCGAGGCAUCACAGUCUCAGACCCUCCGUUCGACGCCCAGCCCCGGCCCAAUGACAGCUUCUCCUGAGGACCCUGGUCACGCAGCUGUUCCCCCACGUGGACAGAUGGACAUACAGAGCCUUGGCGGCCACUGCUGGAACAGUGUGAGCACCAGGCAUCUCCCGCCCGCCCCUCCUGACGGCCUGACGGGGGCUGCGCAGACAUGGGGGCCAUGGAACUGAGAUGCACUUUAUCCCAGGGAGCUGGCCUGGCCUCAGGCAGGCCCCCCACUAACUUAUUUCACCUGGCUGAGGUUGUGGGGGGCGCCUUCUGGGGUGCACGAUUCCCUCAGCUCUGGGUUUAAUGUAUUAUAUUUAUUUGGGGCCAACAGUUCCCCAAUAAAGGGUCAGAAGUGAAAAAAAA